CACACGCACGCGCGCGCACCGGCUGAGUACCGGCUGGGUGAAGCGGAGAUGAAGGUGACGGUGGAUUUUGAGGACUGUCUGAAGGACUCGCCCCGGUUCCGGGCUACAGUAGAAGAUGUGGAGGAGGAUGUUGGGGGACUUGAGUCCAAACUGGACAAGUUGGUUAAGUUGUGUAUUGGGAUGAUUGAUGCCGGGCGGGCGUACAGUCAGGCCAACAGACAGUUUGUUAACGGAGUCCGAGAACUCGCACUACAAUCCAGCAGAGACGAUGUGAUCGGGUCUAGUUUAGCUGCGUUUGCUGAGACGCUGCAGGAGAUGAACAACUAUCACACAAUAUUGUUUGAUCAAGCUCAGCGUUCGGUGAAGACUCAGCUCCACACCUUCGUGAAGGAGGAUCUGAAGAAGUUUAAGGAUGCGAAGAAGCAGUUUGAUAAGGUGAGCGAGGAGAAGGAGGUGGCGCAGGUGAAGAACGCUCAAAUUCCCAGGAAUAAACAGCACGAGGUGGACGAGGCCACCAACAUCCUCACCACCACCCGCAAGUGCUUCCGCCACAUCGCCCUCGACUACGUCCUGCAGAUCAACGUCCUUCAGUCCAAGAAGAGGCUGGAAAUCCUCAAAUCGAUGCUGUCCUUCAUGAACGCCAACCUGAGCUUCUUCCAGCAGGGCUAUCGGCUCUUCACCGACCUGCAGCCCCUCAUGAAGCACCUCGGGGGACAGUUGGAUCAGCUGGUGGUCGACUCGGCCAAAGAGAAGAGAGACAUGGAGCAGAAACAUUCAGCCAUCCAGCAGCAGGCGGCGCUACAGGAUUUCUCCACUGAGGAUACGGGGCUUGAUUAUAAAAUAGACACAGAGAAUGGAAUCGCUAUGGAGGGAUAUCUGUUCAAACGAGCCAGCAACGCCUUUAAAACCUGGAACAGACGCUGGUUCUCCAUUCAGCACAGUCAACUCGUUUAUCAGAAGAGGUUCAGGGAUAACCCGACGGUGGUGGUGGAGGAUCUGAGGUUGUGUACGGUGAAGCAGUGUGAGGACGUGGAGCGACGCUUCUGCUUCGAGGUCGUCUCUCCGACCAAGAGCUGUAUGCUGCAGGCUGACUCAGAGAAGCUGCGUCAGACCUGGACCAGAGCCGUACAGAACAGCAUCGCCUGCGCUUACCGAGAGAACGGAGACGAGCCCACCAUCCCGCUGGAUCGUCAGGCAUCGGGGUCGGUGGGCAGUCUGGACUCUCUGGGAGAUGGGCGGGGCCUGAGGAGUGAGAGCGCCCUCCAGAGAGUGCUGUCCGUCAGCGGCAACGCCCACUGCUGCGACUGCGGCCAAUCAGAACCGCGCUGGGCCAGCAUCAACCUGGGGAUUACACUGUGCAUCGAGUGCUCCGGAAUACACAGGAGUCUGGGUGUUCAUAACUCUAAGGUUAGGUCUCUCACGCUGGACUCGUGGGAACCAGAGCUUCUGAAGCUGAUGUGUGAGUUGGGGAAUGGAGUGAUUAAUCAGAUCUACGAGGCUCGCCGGGCCGAGAUGGGCUGGAAGAAACCGCAGCCAGGAGACCCCCGGCAGGAGAUCGAGGCGUUUAUUCGAGCGAAGUACGUGGAGAAGAAGUUCGUACAGAGGCCGGCCACUCAGGAGCAGAGGUCAAAGGUCAUGGCUCUGAGUAAACAGGACAAGCGACUGAAGGGCAGUGUGGAGUUCCUGCCCCCCCGACCCCCACCUCCCACCCCCAAGCUCCGCACCGCCUCCAGCACCUCAGCGCCCCUCGGUGGGCAGGAGGUGCGUAGAGACUCGCUGUUCUGCCCUGAUGAGCUGGACUCCCUCUUCUCUUACUUCGACACGUCCUCCAAACUGAGGAGCUUGAGGAGUGCAGACAGUGGUAUACAGAACAGCACCGACGGCAGCCGAGAGAUGCUGGCCUCCACGCCGUCCAACAGCAGCCUGAGUGAACCAGAGCUGCAGGAAGAGUCUCUGGUUCCUCAGACUCAGGUGGAGUCUCCGCGGGGGUUCUCGGAGCUGAUGGAACCGGGUCCGGGUCUGCUGCUGUACUGGGCUUCCUGCGCCUGCAGUCUGCCGGACAUGGCCGAAGCCUUCGCCCUCGGAGCCGACGCCAACUGGGUCAACGGGGACGACCAGAACCGCACGCCACUCAUGCAGGCUGUACAGGGGGGUUCUCUGGUCACUUGUGAGUUCCUGCUGCAGAAUGCGGCGAAUGUGGAUCAGCCGGACUCUCGCGGCAGAGCAGCUCUACACCACGCUACGAUACUGGGCCAUACAGGGCAGGUGUGUUUGUUUCUGAAGCGUGGAGCCCAGCAGGGGGCAGUAGACUCAGACGGUCGGACCCCUCUAUCCAUCGCUGUGGAAGCAGCUAACGCCGACAUCGUUACCCUGUUGCGUCUGGCUAAGAUGAGCGAGGAGCUGAAGGAGUCGGAGGGUUCUCUGGGUCAGACGGGUCAUUACCUCCACUCUCAGAACCAGACGGAUCAGCAGUACAGGAAGUGCAUCCAGGAGUUCAUCACCCAGCAGCUGGACGAGUCCUAAAGACCCCACACCCCAGCGCUUUACUGGACCUGAGAGAGAGCGAGGGGGCGGGGUCACACUGUACUGAGGGAGGAGGCGGGGUUUGGACUGUUGGGAAUUUGGGCUGAACUGUCCUGAACUGAUUCUGAUCCAGAAAGUAAAAAAAUUGUUUUUAAAAAGUUUUAAAACCAGUUUCUGAGCUGAUUUUGCCGCUGCUGGAGAGGUUCUGGGUGGGUGGAUAUAUCCAAACACUAGGUCACUUAUUAUUGCUGUCACUCAUAUUCAGUGAUAACCAAUCAGGAUUGCGGUGGGUGGAGCAAAUCUCAGUGCUGCCUGGGGUAAAACAUAUAAUCUAAUACAUAUACAGUAUAUUUAUUAGUCAUAUUGUAUUAUUGAGCCCAACUCAAGUCCUCCCUAUAGACUGGAACUCCGGGUCACUGACGGUUGGCUAGGGCAUCAACGGGUCUUGAACCUGUGAACUUCUGAUAGCAGUGCUUACCCUGUGUUCACACUGGCAGGUGACACGCUGUUGUUUACGUCAUCUCAAAUUUAUCUCUUGUGUGUGUGUGUGAUUAAGGCUACUUGUGGGAGAGUUGGUGUCUGUCACUAUGGCUGGUUAGCAUGGAGGCUAAUUUAGCAAGCUAACUAUAGAGCCAUCCGCUACUUUCCUCCAUAUAUUGUAGGUGUUUUCAAUAAAAUGUAGCUUCGCUAAGGCUACCUUCACAUUACAAGCCACAUUGCUCAAAUCUGAUUUUUUUCUCAAUUUGGCUCAGAUCGGAUUUUUUCAUGGCUGUGUGAACGUGCCAAAUCCGAUAUUUUAAUAUCAGAUUCAAGUCACUUUGGCUACGAUCACAUUCAAUCAAUAAAUCAAUCAAUCAACAUUUAUUUUGACUCGGAAGUGCAUUGAGGGCACCCCUCAUUUUUAAUGUAGCCGAGUAAAAUAACAGUAAAUAAAAGCUAAAAAUAGAUAAAAAUAGAGUUAGAAUAAUAAUGGUAAUAUAAUAAUAAAACUUGGUUUGAUUAACAAGAAAUUAAGAUCAAAAGAAGAUCAGAUUAAUACAACAAAAAACAGUUAAAAAUAAGCUAAAACUAACUUUUACAUAAUACAAUAAAAAUACAAAUAAAACAAAGAAAACUCGACUGAUUGAACGCUCCAAAAACUUUAACUUUUAACGUUCAGAAAACGUUUUACUCAUCUAAAAUUAUCAUAAUUAUUUUGCUUAUAGGUGAGAAAAUCUCGACGUGAUUUGUUGCUAUGGUGACAGGGUGGCUUAGUGGUCUGAGGUCAUGGGUUCAAGUCCCUGUCUGGACCCACAGUCCAGAAACAUGGAACAUGAAUCGGGUAAAAUUAGGUAUUCUAAAUUGUUCUGGUGUGUACCUGUGUAUGACUGUGUAUGUGCUCCAGGUGGCGUGGAUGUUUCCGGUUGAGAGUGCGCUGUGUCUGAUUGGCUGCCUUUUCUCACCAGUGUGAGUGUAGAUGAGUGCUGCGUGUAAAUGGUUGUGUGUAAAACGUGAUUGUAAAACAUUCUUUUGUGUAUAGAAAGGCGCAGUAUAAGUGUAACUUUAUUCGUUCAUUCGUUUAUUCUGUUGCCGUGGCGAUUGCCGCUUGUCGCCGGAUCGUUGCUACGAUAUGAAGCGCUGCUCACCUGUCGCUCUGUCACCUGCCAGGUUAAACAGAGGGUUAGACAGCUGCCUCACUCAGACCUCCUCUAAAUAUGGACAUGAGCUUGUUUAUCUGGGACAGUUCAGCCCCCCGGGAGAGGUACAGUGUGACCCCCCGCCCCGGGUCGGACCCCCUGCUGUGGUGGGACGCAAUACACAAGCCAUAAAUGUUCCCCUGAGUUCUGGUGCAGAACUUGGUUUUCACCAGCAGAACCAAAUCACACUUACAGCACAACCAGACUGUUCCAGCGUCCGCUACUGACCUGUGAUCAGACCUGUGAUCAGACCUGUGAUCAGACCUGUAAUCAGACCUGUGAUCAGACCUGUGAUCAGACCUGUGAUCAGACCUGUAAUCAGACCUGUAAUCAG
This is a messenger RNA of Astyanax mexicanus (Mexican tetra), 4533 nucleotides long. It is a transcript of the gene acap2a, whose product is annotated as ArfGAP with coiled-coil, ankyrin repeat and PH domains 2a. Lineage: Eukaryota; Metazoa; Chordata; Actinopteri; Characiformes; Acestrorhamphidae. Gene Ontology annotation, cellular component: cytoplasm. The transcript has 24 exons. The record is from RefSeq and is a predicted model, not a curated record. Gene Ontology annotation, molecular function: protein binding; GTPase activator activity. The coding region runs from base 49 to 2523 and encodes 824 amino acids.